Molecule: messenger RNA, 519 nt
Organism: Cladophialophora immunda
Lineage: Eukaryota; Fungi; Ascomycota; Eurotiomycetes; Chaetothyriales; Herpotrichiellaceae
Exons: 1
Coding region: 1-519 (172 amino acids)
Source: RefSeq, a predicted model, not a curated record
AUGCAGGAGAAUACAGGAAUGGUGCACCUCUUGAUAUUGAACGGAUCCACGAUUGACGCUUAUCUGCCCACCCUGCCGCCGGGGGAUAAGUUGUCGUCCAGUGUCUUCGAUCACACUGUUUAUGGGCACUCAGGAUUAGCCAGGUAUAUCAACUUGUUGCGAGAGGGCAAAUCUCCGGAAGAGGCUCUAGAAGCCACUUGGGAGUUGCCGCUACUCGUUGAAAACCGGUACCCAACACAUCCACUUGAAUAUAACUCCAUGUUCAUGUACGACGAUGAGGUUCGCCGCAACGUUGGUCGGGUGCUCUUUCUCCGGCAUAUCAUUGAAGGGCUCUCGUAUCUCGAUGCGUUACAUUCAUCUCGGAUGGGUGAGCGAUCUUCUAGUGUGCCGGCAUAUCCGCCAUUUGGUCAUUUGACACCUGCAUGGAUUCCAAAGUAUUCGCUUUGGAGUCUCGCUCGAACAGUAAAUCUCAUGGAGCAGGACACGCCAGACAUGGCAAACAUCGAGUGGCAGGACUAA